Molecule: messenger RNA, 5173 nt
Organism: Amphibalanus amphitrite
Lineage: Eukaryota; Metazoa; Arthropoda; Thecostraca; Balanomorpha; Balanidae
Product: alpha-mannosidase 2-like
Exons: 9
Coding region: 284-3595 (1103 amino acids)
Biological process (GO): N-glycan processing; protein deglycosylation; mannose metabolic process
Cellular component (GO): Golgi membrane
Molecular function (GO): alpha-mannosidase activity; carbohydrate binding
Source: RefSeq, a predicted model, not a curated record
GGGGAUAAGUCGGGUCCGUCGGCGCGGUGGCUGGGGAUCUCGCUGCACGAGCGGCUCGUCGGCGCAGGGGGGCCUGGAGCUGUGUGUCAGUUGGGUCGGCCGGUCAGUCGGCCGCUGCGGUCCCUGGGCGAAGGAGGGGCACGUGUGGUGUGGCGCCGGACUGGACUGUGCGUGGUAGUGAGUGGGCUGGCUCGGGGAGCUGCACGGAAGAGGUGUUGAUUAAGGUGGCGGUGUGGACUGGAGACGGUCAUUACAGAGAGGACGCCGGAUAAGGAGCGCGGCGAUGUCGCUGUGCCGCUGGCUCUCCCGCUGGCAGCUGUUUUUCCGCACGCGGCGGCGGACGCUGCGCCUGCUGCUGCUGACCAGCACAGCGGCUUUCUCGCUGCUGGUGCUGGCACUGCCGGAUACCAGCGAGCGGCGCUCGACGGCGGCAGGUGCUGGUGACAGCAGCGACCAGCAGGAGAGCUACACUUGCCUCCGGGUCACGCGGAAUACGCCCGACCUCGACCUCACCGAGGUGUUGCCCACGCUGAAUUUUACGGCACCAUGGACAAAGAAGAAGACGUUUUGGAACGCUGAAAUGGAGAAAAGGUUUCAGAAGACGAGGGUAAAACCACCAUUCCCGCUAAAGAUAAUGGUGGUGCCUCACAGUCACAACGACCCUGGCUGGGGCUGGACGGUGGUCGACUACUACCGGUCGCGCACACGUCACGUUCUCGACAGCAUCGUGCUCAUGAUGCCGCAGCAGCCCAACAUGCGCUUCAUGUGGACUGAGGUCACCUUUCUGCAGCUGUGGUGGGAGGACGCUACGGAACAGCAGAAGAACACGUUCAAGGAGCUGGUGCGCUCGGGUCGGCUGGAGAUAACCACGGGCGGCUGGGUGAUGACUGACGAGGCCGUCACUCGAAUGUACCCGAUGCUGGAUCAGCUCACUGAAGGUCACCGGUGGCUCAAGCACCACCUGAACGCCACGGUGAAGACGGGCUGGGCGGUGGAUCCUUUCGGCCACGGCUCCACCAUGCCCUACCUGCUGCGGCAGGCCGACAUCAAACAGACGGUCAUCCUGCGGACGCCAUACGUAUGGAAGGAGUAUCUGGCAGCCCGACAGGGUGGCGACUUCAUAUGGCAGCAGCAGUGGGACAAGGACGGCUCCUCAUCCAUGCUGACCCACCAUCAUCCCUAUUUCAUGUACACGACCAGUGCUGCGUGCGGUCCGUUCGGCGAGUCCUCCAAGAUGUGCUUCAACUUUGACUUUGCCCGCGACUGGGCCAACCCCGUCGCCUGGUACCGACAGUUCACUCAUGUCACCGACGCCAAUGUCAAGGAGCGCGCUGAACUCCUGGUCGACGCCGCUGGAAGGACAGCUUCUCUGUUCCCCCACAACGUGGCGCUGAUGAUGCUCGGAGCCGACUUCCAGUUCCAGCAUGAGUUCGAGUGGCGCGAGCAGUACACCAACUACACCAAGCUCAUGACGUACAUCAACAGUCACCCGGAGCUGGACGCCGAGAUUCAGUUCGCCACACCGGCAGAGUACUUCAGCGUGGUUCGGGCACGCUCUCGCCGCCGUCGCCGGCUUCCCACACUGGUUGGUGACUUCCACGUGUACUCAGACGUGUUCCAGGCCAAGCCCAAGUACUGGUCCGGCUACUACACGACGCUCCCGCACUGGAAGCGCGCUGCCCGCCAGCUGGAGUCGCACCUGCGUGCUACGGAUAUCCUCUACUCGUGGGCGUGGAGCCAACAUCGCGAGGCACACAGCGCGGCCAACUCGGCGUUCUACCACAGUUACAAUCGACUGGUGAUGAGCCGCCAGGAUGUGGCGCUCUUCAACCACCACGACGCCAUCACCGGCACUUCGGCCACCCACGUGAUGCGAGACUUCAUCGAGAGGCUGGAGAUCAGCGACACAGACCUGAGCCGAGGCUCACUGAUGAUGAUGAUUUCUCUCCUGCUCGAGUUGGGUCUCUACAGCAAGGUGCUGACGCUGUUCGAUCAAUACUCUCCUCUAGAGUACGGCAUCGGCCUGCCUCCACAACUGACUGAAUUCAAAAUUCCGACCGGUGAGAGUCGUCGCAUCCUGCUGUUCAACCCACUGGCGCAACCACGCACAGAGCUGAUGAAGCUGCGCGUCAUGCAGCCUAACAUUGCUAUCGCUGACGACACGGGGAAGCCACUGAAGGUGCACUUCCAGCCGGAUGGCAUUUGGUUCACCGCCUACUUCCUGGCACCACUCGACCCGCUAGCUGUCCAUGCCUUCCAGGUGACAAAAGCGCAGAGCCCUCAGCCUGCAGUGGUAGAGCGAACCAACCGGGACCUGGAAGAUUUUUUCCACAUCAGAAACGAUCGUUUCGUGGUGACGUUCAACAAGACUGGGUUCACGUGGAGUGUCCUGGACAAACGCUCCGGGCGUGAGCUUCCUUUCGUGGUGACCUUUGAAGCGUUCUCCACUGUCAAGGGAGAAAGUGGUCUGUACUUGUUCGCCACGGUUGAUGAGGCCCCGCCGAAGACAAUGCCGUGCAGAAACCGUCGCUGGACGGUUCGGGAGGACGGUGCACACUCGGAGGCCACUGUCGAGUGUGACCGCAUCAGCCUCACGGUGCGUCUGCUGAAGACAAACACUCCGCAAGGUCAGACACUGCAGCUAGAGACGACGACCUCAUUGACGGCAGAGGACACAGAGACGGACGUCUUCAUGCGCCUACAAACAGGUGUCGAGUCGUGUGCACCGCGAGGCUGUGGUUUCUACUCGGACGCUAACGAUUAUCAGAUGGUGUGGCGUCCGUACGUGACUGAUGCGGGAGUGCCGGGCAACGUGUACCCUGUCACGACGCAGGCGAGUGUGCAGGACAAUCGGCGACGAGUGACGCUACUCAUGGACCACUCACGAGGUAUAGGUGUCCUCGACGAGGGCGAAUUCACCGUCAUGCUCGACCGUCGCUCCAACUUUGACGAUAACCGCGGGAUCGGACAGGGCAACCAGGCGAACCGUCCGGCGCGCUCCACGUUCUGGGUCACCUUCGAGGAUCUGCCGGAGGCGCCAGUGAAGGACGAGCUCUUCGCGUCAUCACCUAUGACAGCUGCCCUGGCGCGGGAGCUGAAUCACCCACCGAGGGCGUACAUGUCGCGCGUGGCCUCCAACGACCCGCGUCUCCGGGAGCCUCUGCGACUGGUGGGCGGCGCACUGCCCUGUGGCUGGGAGCUGGUGACCCUGCGUCAGCUGCAGGACCGCUCGCGGUACGCCUACCCGGGUCGCAAGAUCCAGAUGACGCUGCUGCGUCGCCGGCUGGACUGCCGGCUGUGGGACGAGCGGGACGGCCUGCAGUGUCGGCACAGCGACACAGCCGGCGUGGAUUUCUCCGAGUUCCUCGGCCUGGAGAGCAUCCACGAGACGGGUCUCACGGGCGGCAGCAAGACAUCCAGCGGUCCCGGUCCGCGCGGGCUCAGGGAUGUCCGGCUGAAGCCCGAUCAGAUCAGGACGUUUGAGCUGGGAUACACGAGAAAGGGCGUGGAUAGCGUUGAGGUUGAUACGGAUGAGGAGGAAAUCGCGUUAGUGAAGAAGCUGAAUGACGUUUCGGAGGAAACCAACGUGAGAUAGCGGUCGACUAAGCCGCAAGGUGUAAUAAUAUUCCGAGCUUGACUGCAAAAAUCGAUCUGAAUGAUCAACAGUUGAGCUGUUGGAAGCACGUUGGCAGUUGAGAACGCCAGAGUAAAGACACCAUUGAAGUGAAUCGUCUCAAACGAUUGCCGCUUCCUUGUUUUCCGGCGGGACAUUCUGGAGGUGGUUGUGGUGCAAAACUGCCAAAACGACGCUCUUGUGAAAGACAGCCUUGGCAGCAAGUCCUUACCACACAUCCACACUAAAGAAUGUCGUUUUAACACGACUGUGACAUUUAUGUGGCGGGCGAGCCACGCUGUGUGGGUUUGGGAUACUUUGGGCACGUGUGUUGGGUGGUUUGUUACCGGGAACCGGUUGUGUCUCUGUGAUAAUGUGCCGUGGUACUGUGUAUCGUAGCACGUGGUUACCUGAACGUUUUCAUUUGCACACACGAAUCAGGGCGGUGCGAUGUUUUAUAAUGAGCGCAGGUGACAUACCAUUUGUCAAUGCAGAUCGGCAUGCUGACGCAGUUGUUCAGAGCUUACUGAAUUUUGUAUUCCAUUGCAAGAGUGGUUAGUGUUAAAAAUACGAUUUGAAUUGUGUCAAUUCACUUGCAAAUAAUGCCAAUUUCGUUGCAUUCUCAGCAUUAGGUAUGAGUCGUGAGAGCUUUACAGCGACCCGAAACACCUACCUUGGCGCGUGUCGUAAAAAAAAAAACUAUAGGUAUAAACCCGUUUGUAUAUUUUUCUGUGUAUGCUGCGCUGCACUAUCUAAAAGUGAUUUGAUUUUGAUAGUUAUACAAUAUACGGCUUCGUUGUAAACCUUCGUCUCCUCUCCUAUGCUUGCCGUCCCAAUUAGGUAUUGGCUAAGUGUUUUUCGUUUAAAGUCUUAGUUUCAUUUCUGUACCUACCGUAGCUCCUGGGCUUGCUGAUGCACCGUGUGCCUGUGAAAGUGUCGAGUGGAGCUUUGUUUUCACCGACACUCUCUGAUACAGAGUGGUCUACUUUUUGUGGUCCGUUUUGUGGUCUACGAAUGCAACCACUGGGUGUUGCAUCGUUGAUCUGCAUAAGUUUUGUAUUUGCCAUGUGCGUUUGAGUUUUGAGAUAUUUUCUUCAUUUGUGUUGUGGGGAUUCUCGUACGGACUCCGUUUCUUACGGACCUCAUUUUCUUCAUAGACCUCUCAUACAGAUCUUUCGUUUUGGAAAACCUUUUGCAAUCCACUUUGCAAAACCCUUUGAUUUUAUGCUCAGGUGUUGAUGGUUUGUUUAGGCAUAAAGGGCACGUAAACGGCUUCUCUGAACUUCAAUACUUGAAUUAAUUACGGGCUGCCGUUUCCAAUCUUCAGGUAUUUAGAAAUGUUGACGCUCAUGGGAAUGAGAAUCGCCAGCAUGGCUUUUUUGUGGCGGUGUCUUUUUAUAUUUAUACCUAUGUUUAGGUGCGAUUGAAUGAAUGGUGGAUUGGUAUACAAAUGUUGCAUUUGGUGAUGUUGUGUUGAAAUGACAUGUUUCAUAAAAUGAUAGUCAAAAGUCGCAAUGGGCCGGGAUUAGUCCGAAUAAUAAAAAUAUAUGAAGAUGUCAA